GAGCGAUGGUCAUGUGCUGAGGCAAAAUGGCGUCUCGGAGGAUGCAGGGUGAUCUGGAGUAUUUGUAAUUUCACAGUAUUCAUUCUGUCUGUAGUUCACUGUACGCGGCUGAUUUACGAAGAAGGGUUGAAAGUGUCCUGAAGCGUCUAUGAGCUUGGUGACUAACUGGGUGUGAAAUAGUGGCUGGGCAUUAUAGCAGUCCGCAAAGGAAAGGACCGGAUUUCCAGAAAUAAUGGCUUUACCUGUGUUUGAAAAUGAUGAAUAUAAGCCUCCAGUUUGGAAAUCUUACUUGUAUCAGUUACAGCAGGAAGCUCCUAAUCCAAGGAGGAUUACGUGCACGUGUGAGGUGGAGAACAGACCCAAGUACUAUGGAAGAGAGUUUGGAACUCAGACCAGAAAUUUUCGUCUGUACUAUGAUGGGAAACACUUUGUUGGAGAAAAACGGUUUGAGUCAAUCCAUGACCUGGUAACAGACGGAUUAAUUACAUUAUACAUUGAGACUAAGGCUGCAGAAUACAUUGCCAAGAUGACGAUUAAUCCAAUCUAUGAACACAUAGGCUAUACAACUUUAAACCGAGAGCCGACCAACACAAAAUGUCUUCCAGCUCUUAGGGACAUACAAGCAGAGCCCCAAUGUGCUGAAGAUGGUGCCACUCCAGAGGAGAGGUUGACUUCACUUGUUCGAAGAGCCACUCUGAAGGAAAAUGAACGGAUUCCAAAAUAUGAAAAAGUACAUAAUUUUAAGGUUCACACAUUCCGAGGACCUCACUGGUGUGAGUACUGUGCCAAUUUUAUGUGGGGUCUGAUUGCUCAAGGCGUGAAAUGUGCAGAUUGUGGCUUGAAUGUUCAUAAGCAAUGUUCCAAGAUGGUUCCAAAUGAUUGCAAACCAGACCUGAAGCAUGUGAAAAAGGUCUACAGCUGUGAUCUGACAACAUUAGUUAAAGCACAUAACACAAAAAGACCAAUGGUGGUGGAUAUGUGCAUUAGAGAAAUUGAAAACAGAGGUCUAAUGUCUGAAGGUUUGUACAGAGUAUCAGGGUUUAGUGAUCUAAUUGAAGAUGUCAAACUGGCAUUUGACAGAGAUGGUGAGAAAGCAGAUAUUUCAGUAAAUAUUUAUGAAGAUAUAAAUAUAAUCACAGGUGCACUUAAACUGUACUUCAGAGAUUUGCCCAUUCCACUUAUCACAUAUGAUGCCUACCCAAAAUUUAUUGAAGCUGCACAGAUUCCAGAACCUGAUGAGCGAUUGGAGUCAGUUCAUGAAGCAUUGAAAAUGUUACCACCUGCACACUGUGAAACCCUGAGGUACCUUAUGGCUCAUUUAAAAAGGGUAACUCUACAUGAGAAGGACAAUCUGAUGAAUGCAGAGAAUCUGGGAAUUGUGUUUGGACCAACUCUGAUGCGAGCUCCAGAACAGGAUCCCAUGGCAGCCUUAAAUGACAUACGUUAUCAAAGACUGUUGGUUGAGAUGCUGAUCCAAAAUGAAGAUAUUUUAUUUUGAAACUGUUAGGAGGGGAAUUUUAAAAAAUGGUAGGAAGAAUGAGUCAAAUUAUUUUAUCUGGUUAAUUGUUUCAGUGAGCAGGUUGAAAUGACAGCUAUUCUUUGUACUUUUUUAUAGUAUACUUAACUCAGACAUACAGUAAUGCAAUUUGGAGAACUAAAACUUCAAUGUUUGACUUGCGUUCUUUCAUAUAAAUUAAAGCUGCUGCACGUAUUCGUCAAAGAUCUAUGAUGAAAAUCAGAAAAUGUUGCUUUUUUUUUAAAUCAUAUAUUAAGUGAAUUUGACCCAUGUUUGUAAAAUUGUGAGCAUUUGUCGAAUUAUUUAACUACACUUGUAUUUUAGCAGUUUAUAAUUAUGGACUAAGGAUAAAUCUACAGUACCAGAUUUCAGAAUAUAAUAUUGAUAUUGCAUUUGGUGACACGUUCCAGUGUUUAU
Messenger RNA from Rhincodon typus (whale shark), 1933 nucleotides. It is a transcript of the gene chn1, whose product is annotated as chimerin 1. Gene Ontology annotation, biological process: signal transduction; positive regulation of GTPase activity. The transcript is spliced from 13 exons. The coding region runs from base 233 to 1498 and encodes 421 amino acids. The record is from RefSeq and is a predicted model, not a curated record. Lineage: Eukaryota; Metazoa; Chordata; Chondrichthyes; Orectolobiformes; Rhincodontidae. Gene Ontology annotation, molecular function: GTPase activator activity.